AUGGUGUCGACCCUGGUAUUGAUGGCCACGAUCCUGCCCUUGGCCGUCAUAUUGUACCGAGUCAGGUUUCAUCCUCUGAGCCACCUCCCCGGGCCCUGGUUCGCAGCCGUCGGGCCCUUUUUUCUUUCCAUCAUCUGUUACCUGGGCAUCGAAGCCCGUGUGAUGAGGCACUACCACGAAAAGUACAAAACCAAGACCUUGAGGGUGUCGACCAACUCGGUGUCCAUCUCGGACCCGGACGCGAUGCACGAAAUCUACGUGGCUCAGGGUGGGUUCGUCAAGGACGACCGGUACGCCAACUUCACCAUGGGUCCCGUGGUUUCCAUCUUCUCGGCGAUCGACGCGGAUUACCGCAACGUGCGGGCGAAAACGGUGGCACCGUUGUUCGCACCCGGCAGGUUACGCAACGCGACCCAGCAACAACAAAUCAUUGGCGAGUGUAUCCGUGAUUUCAUGGACCAGUUCCGCCUACUCAAAGAAGCCAACGACGAGGUCGACAUUUUGGACCUCUGUGCCCGCCUUUCCAUCGACGUCGUGACGGGUUACCUGCUUGGACGGAGGUACGACGGGCUGCACGAGCAUGACGACCUGCCUAUCUCACAACGCAAACACACAAAACUCAGCGCCAACCCGUUUGUAUUUUCCAUCGUGGCAUUUGCUCGCUUCUCCCUCCUCCCAAAUUGGUUGUUCAGGUGUACUUACGCGGCCUCGACGUGGUGGGCCUCGAGCCCGGAAGUCGACCGGUCUUUCAAGCGACUGGGAGAGUAUUCGGACCGUUUGUUGAAGAAAACGUCAACGGCGUCACAAGCCGAAGGUAUCGAUUCUACCGACAGAUCUUCUUCUUCUAGCCCGAUGACGUAUCAAGGCAGACUGCUCGCCGCUGGUAUCAGCCCUUUCGAGGCCAAGGUGCAGGCGCAAGCGACCAUCUUUGCCGACGCCGACUCAACGGCGAUCGUGCUCGCGACUAUUCUUUUCCACCUGGUGCAAAACCCCAGUGUGAACAAGAGGCUUCACGACGAGGUCGAGAGCCCGGAAGCCCAGAACAUGGACACCUCGCAGCUGCCGUACUUGCGUGCCGUGGUCAAGGAAGGGUUGAGACUCGCCAUGACGAACCCAACGCGUCUCACUCGAGUGGUGCCGCCCAGUGGACUUCAAGUCUGCGGCCAGACCAUCCCCCCGGGUACGGUGGUAGGGUGUGCAGCUUAUGUGCUUCACCAUGACGCCGACGUAUUUGACAAGCCGUUCGAGUUUCAGCCCGAGCGGAGGCUUUUACCCAGUACCGACGAGAUUGUUCCGUCUUCCAUCCAUGACGGCGACGAAGUUUCUCAUCGACUACUGCCACCAAAAAAGGGACAACAAAGGGAACUCAUGGAAAAACACAUGAUACCCUUUGGCGUCGGCCUGCGUGCCUGCCUCGGCAAGAAUCUAGCCAUGCAAGAGAUUCACGAGGCCGUCCGCGUCGUUGCCGCCAGUAAUAUUCUCGAGGGGGCCACGACGAUCCAGCAUCAGAUCAAAAUGAAGGAGUGGUUCAAUGGUGAGAUUAUUGGGCACCGUUUGGAGAUUAAAUGGUGCUGA
This is a messenger RNA of Exophiala oligosperma, 1575 nucleotides long. RefSeq lists its product as uncharacterized. Lineage: Eukaryota; Fungi; Ascomycota; Eurotiomycetes; Chaetothyriales; Herpotrichiellaceae. The record is from RefSeq and is a predicted model, not a curated record. The transcript has a single exon. Gene Ontology annotation, molecular function: heme binding; oxidoreductase activity, acting on paired donors, with incorporation or reduction of molecular oxygen; monooxygenase activity. The coding region runs from base 1 to 1575 and encodes 524 amino acids.